AGGCAGCUUCUAAUUUCACUUCCCUAGCAGUUCUGUGCAAUUCUCGGUGACAAGCAGUGAGAAGCAAGAGUGGUGAAACGCUUGGCAGUUCAGGAGGUUUACUGCUCCUCGUCUUAAAGUUAUAUCCAUGGUCCUUUCUCCUGAAUGCUUGGACUCCUGAAGAUGCCCAUGAGAGCAGCUUUUCCCCCGUGGACACUCAUGGUGCUGCCACGGCUGAUGUUUGUCCUGUCACAGCUGGUAUGCUGCCUCCUUGAUCCCUGUUUGGAGGUCAUCCCUAAUAUAACUUUCAGAUGCGUAGGACUGAAYAGCUCUGGAGUUCUCACUGAAGUCCCAAAUACUACCCAGAACCUGGAUCUCAGUUUCAGCCACUUGAAAUCACUGAGACCAAACUACUUUUCCUCAGUCCCAGAACUACAGCUUCUGGAUCUUACAAGGUGCCACAUCCGUACAAUUGAAGAUAACUCAUUUAAGGAUCUUUAUAACCUCUCCACUUUAAUUCUAACUGCCAAUUUCUUCAAUUACCUGGGGCCAUUAUCUUUCUAUGGCUUAAAUUCUCUGCGAAGACUUGUGCUAGUGGAAAAUAACAUAUCCUCUCUGAUUGACCUGCCCAUUGGACACUUGCAUAACCUGCAGGAGCUGAAUGUGGGACACAAUAAAAUUGCUUCAUUAAAGCUUCCCAAGUAUUUUGCUAAUCUGACCUCUCUCAGGCACCUGAGUUUACUCUCCAAUAAGAUCACAUAUAUCUCCAAAGGAGACCUUGAUAUCCUGAGGGAAGCAAACAUGUUCAACCUCACGCUGGUGCUUUCCUUGAAUGAUAUAAAAUACAUCCAGCCAGGGUCCUUUGCAAAGAUCCACCUCGGUGAGCUGGCAUUAAGGUCCUCUUUUGAGACCAUCAAUGUGAUGCGUUCUUGCCUUCAAGGUCUGACUGGCUUACAGGUCAACAGACUAAUAGUGGGUGAAUUCAGGGACAGAGAGAGACUGAAGAACUUUCAGAGUGGACUCUUGAGUGGACUGUGCCACGUGCAGAUGCAGGAGUUUGUCUUGAUCUGCUUCAGGCAAUUUAAGAAUAACACAGACACUCUUUUUGACUGCAUAGGCAAUGUCUCCAGUAUUCGGUUGGUGAACCUCCAUCUAGAAGAGGUGUCAAAUGUUCCUUURCUGUCUCAAGUCAAAUACCUGGAGUGCAAGAAAUGCAAGUUUAAGGAAGUGCCUGCUGUGAAGCUGUCUCUUUUCAAGGAGCUUAGAGCGCUUCGUAUUACCAAGAGCAAAUACCUCAACAGCUUCCGGGAGUACUUUAACCAUCUAACCAACCUGGAGGUCAUGGAUUUGAGUGAGAAUCGUCUCUCCUUCACCAGAUGCUGUUCCCUUCUUUUUCGUGGAUGUCUAAAUUUGAAAUAUUUGAACCUAAGCUUCAAUUCUGACAUCAGUGUCACUGGAGACUUCACUAAUAUAAAGAAUUUGUUAACCUUGGACUUUCAGCACACAAAGUUAAUUGGUCCUGGCACCUAUCCUGUCUUUCUCUCGCUUCAGAAACUCAUUUACCUUGAUAUUUCCUACACUCGAACUCAUGUUAAAUCCCAGUGUACAUUUUGUGGCUUACACUCCUUGCAGGUUCUUAAGAUGGCAGGCAACUCCUUUGAGAACAACAAGCUGUCCAACAACUUAAAAAACCUAACUCGCCUCCACACCUUGGAUAUUUCAAGUUGCAAACUGCUACAUGUGGAUCAAAGUACAUUUGCGUCUCUCUCUGAAUUAAAAGAGCUAAAUAUCAGUAACAAUAAGCUGCUAACCUUUGAUCCUUUAGUCUACAAGCCUCUCCAGGCCCUUACAGUCCUGGAUUUCAGCCACAACCAGCUGACUGUUCUGUUGGAUUCAGCUAUGGAAAGUGUGCCUGGUAGUCUGGUCUUGUUAGACCUCUCUUACAACCUGUUUGAUUGCUCUUGCACACACCUAAACUUUCUGAAAUGGAUCAAGGAAAAGCAGAAGAUACUGCGGAACAAGGAGCUAAUGAUGUGCCACAUCCCUGCACAUGUGAAGAAUGUGAGCCUGUCUAGUUUUGAUCUGUYCUCCUGCCAUCUCAAACCAAGCACAGUGGCAUUCAUAUUGAGUAUUUUGCUCGCUGUAGCWGUGUUUCUAUUCCUGAUUUACAAGUACUACUUCCAGCUAUACUACUCACUGGUGCUGCUCAGUGGGUGUAAACACUCUGCUGAAAGGGGAGACACUUAUGAUGCAUUUGUUAUCCAUUCCAGCAAAGACCAAGAAUGGGUGAUAAAAGAGCUGGUGGAGCCCCUAGAAGGAGGAAAACCUCCCUUCCAGCUCUGUCUUUACUACCGAGAUUUCUUACCAGGGGUUCCCAUUGUUACUAAUAUCAUCCAAGAAGGUUUCUUGAGUAGCAGAAAUGUUAUUGCAGUCAUUUCUUCUGACUUUCUGGAGAGCAAGUGGUGUAGCUUUGAGUUUGACAUUGCCCAGUCCUGGCAACUUGUUGAAGGGAAGGCUGGAAUCAUCAUGAUUGUCCUGGAAGAUGUAGAUAAGGCCUUGCUGAGGCAAAGGCUGGGGCUAUCCCGAUACCUGAGGAGGAAUACAUAUCUGGAGUGGAAAAACAGGGAAAUAAGCAGGCAUAUCUUCUGGAGGCAGCUGACAGGCGCCUUACUAGAAGGCAAAACAAGRAAUCAUGAAGAGGUUAAGUUUAUGUAAAGAUGAAGUGGCAUCACUUUUGUCCUGUUUUCUACUCUUCCCAGCCAUUCUAGCCUUGGCUGAUGGCUAGUGCCUAGAAGUUCUGUGGUUGUUCAGAGAUGGAGGUGGAGGAAGUGGACCAAGGCAAAGGAAAAGCAUUAUAUGAACAUCUACCUUGCUAUUUGCCCUUCCUAAAAGGAACCUGCAAGCUAAGGAGUUACUACAGCUUAAAGAGCUGUAUAUGUGGAAGCCAGUCUGAGCUCCAUCUUUGUGUGUAAAACUGCCUCAAAGGAAGGUGGUCUAGCAAUCCAUGUAGGUCUGGUUUAUCACUGAAUAGAUGUGAAAAUGGGUGGAUGGACUGCUCUCUUAUCUCACUUAUCUACUUCUGAAACUUGUUUUAGAUCAUGGACAAUUUAUUCAGUGGAGCUUGAUGUGCUGCUUUGGAGCUCAGAGCUCCACAGAGGAGCUUGGUGUGUUUCUUUAAGUGGACCUCAGGAUCUACCAUGGAAAGAGAAGGUAUAGGAUUC
Molecule: messenger RNA, 3200 nt
Organism: Nothoprocta perdicaria
Lineage: Eukaryota; Metazoa; Chordata; Aves; Tinamiformes; Tinamidae
Gene: TLR4
Product: toll like receptor 4
Exons: 3
Coding region: 145-2694 (849 amino acids)
Biological process (GO): inflammatory response; toll-like receptor signaling pathway; defense response to Gram-negative bacterium
Cellular component (GO): membrane
Molecular function (GO): lipopolysaccharide immune receptor activity; protein binding; lipopolysaccharide binding
Source: RefSeq, a predicted model, not a curated record